Molecule: messenger RNA, 930 nt
Organism: Leishmania braziliensis MHOM/BR/75/M2904
Lineage: Eukaryota; Euglenozoa; Kinetoplastea; Trypanosomatida; Trypanosomatidae
Exons: 1
Coding region: 1-930 (309 amino acids)
Source: RefSeq, a predicted model, not a curated record
AUGGGCGGCGUACGCAUCACCCGAUGCAACCCCACGUUGCUCGACUUCGUUACGUGGGCGAUUAUGAAAGGGUGCCGUCUCUUUCAGCGUGUCCACAUCACACCAUUAGGCCUCCUCGCCACCGAGCGGAUUCCUGAGUUCGACUUUGUCGCCGUCGUUCCUAUCGAGGCAACGCAGAGCGUGCUGAGCAUCGCCAGCGACCCGAACAUCGCCUUGAAGGUGUCUCCCGAACGACAUGGUGAGCCUGUGCCGUUCUGGGAGGACCUGACACGCGGCUCCUUCGCGUUCGUGGGAUUCCUCACCAAGGUCCUUCUCACUGGUCAGCCGCGCGGCGUCCAGAGCUACCUGGAUGUGCUGCCAUUUGACCAGGCAAUGCCGAUUGGCAAAGUGGCGGAUGCGGCGCAGGCGACGAAAGGCUACAAGGAGUGGACAGCGCCACUCGUGGCGCAGUGUAAGGUGGAGGCAAGAGACUUUGAUGUGGCUUUCCGCCGCGCCUACUGCCUCUUCCGGCGUCACGCGAUUCCGUUCUUGUCGACUAGCGAUGUCGGCAGCGUGGGACACCCCUACUUCCAGCAAUCUCCAUUUGCGCAGCGGGGACAGGGGGAGCUCAUGGGCAUGGUGCCGGUCAUGGACUUGGCGCUGCACUCGCCAAACCCGAACGCCAUGAUUGGAUACCCGGAUGGGGAAAUGCUGCUGUGGCUCGCGCAACAGAAGAAGGCAGCGACGCAGCAUGAGAAGGGCUACUUUGUGAUGCAGGCACUUCGUGACAUCGAAAAGGGCGAGAUGAUAUCGGUCAAUAAGAAUGCGCACUUCAGCUUCGACGAAGACACUUUCGAAGCAUGGUUUGGCUACCCAAACGCGUCUCAGGUUGCCGUGGAGAGGGCAGAGAACUCAGUCAUGGGGAGGAGUCAAACGGAAGAGAAAGCGUGA